CGGUGACCUCUUUAUCAGUUAGUAAGAUUCCCUUUCUUGAGACAGUCACAUAAUGUGUUAAAUAAGUUACUUAAUUAUAAUUAAGUUAUUGAAAAUCGCAACCAUGCAUAGGUUUUUGAAGACGACGAGGCAGGGCAGCCUACAGUCAGCAUUCAAGGGAAUCAAGGGUAGAUUAUUAAAGGAUGGAGCUCGAAGUGUUUCAAGUCAGGGUUCAGGGAAGGAAAACCUCUUUCCCUCAAGAGAAGACUUCCCAAGUCGCCACAUUGGACCCAGGGACCAUGAUAUUGUCAAAAUGUUGGAUUUACUUGGAUACAAGAGCUUGGAUCAGCUGACGAACGAAGCGGUGCCGAAGACCAUUCAAUUCAAGGGUCUUAUGAACAUCACUGAACCUUUAAGUGAAUACGAGUUGAUAGAGCGAGCGCGAGAGAUCGCCGAGAAGAACCAGACAUGGCGCUCGUACAUCGGCAUGGGCUACCACAACUGCUGCGUGCCGCACACCAUCAUGCGCAACAUGUUCGAGAACCCCGGCUGGACAACCCAAUACACUCCGUACCAGCCAGAGGUGGCUCAGGGUCGGCUGGAGGGUCUCCUCAACUACCAGACCAUGGUCAGUGACCUCACCGGUCUGGACGUGGCCAACGCGUCGUUGCUGGACGAGGGUACUGCUGCUGCUGAAGCCCUGUCCUUGUGUCAUAGACACAACAAGAGGAAGAAGUUCGUGGUAUCAGAGCGCAUCCACCCACAAACCCUGUCGGUAGUGACCACACGUCUAGACGCACUGGGUCUAGAUGUGUUGGUGUUGCCUGAUGUUAGAGAGGCGGACUUCGAGCAGAGAGACAUUUCUGCUGUACUGCUCCAGUGCCCUGAUACUAGGGGCUUGGUGUAUGACUACUCUAGCUUGGCUGCUACGGCUCAGGAACAUGGGACGCUAGUAGUGGUAGCAACAGACCUGCUAGCCAUGGCCCUACUACGCCCACCAGCGGAGUGCGGCGCGGCGCUCGCAGUAGGCACGUCCCAGAGGCUUGGGGUGCCGCUGGGAUACGGAGGCCCACAUGCAGGGUUCUUCGCGGCGGAACAUGCGCUGGUGCGGCUGAUGCCUGGACGCAUGGUGGGGGUGACUAGAGAUGCUACUGGCAGAGAUGCUUAUAGGUUAGCACUGCAAACGCGUGAGCAGCACAUUCGCCGUGACAAGGCCACGUCCAACAUUUGCACGGCGCAAGCUCUCCUCGCCAACAUAUCCGCUAUGUACGGAGUGUACCAUGGACCACAGGGGUUGAGGGACAUCGCUACCAGAGUCCACAAUGCCACUUUAGUUCUGGAUCAUGGAAUCAGAAAGCGCGGCCACAAACAGUCGAACGAAGUGUUCUUCGACACCCUUCACGUCGUCCCCUCAUCGAGCCACGACGCGGCCGCCAUCAAGGCUCGUGCGCAGGAGAAACAGAUCAACUUGCGAUACUUCGACGAUGGGGCAGUGGGAGUGGCACUGGACGAGACCACUACCAUGCAGGAUGUUGAUGACUUGCUGUGGAUCUUUGACAGUCAGAAGAUUGAUGAGGUACUUAAAGACGACGACGUGACAAGCAAGAGCGUAGUAAAAGGCCCGUUCAGACGCACCUCCCCGUACCUCACGCACCCGGUGUUCAACAUGCACCACUCGGAGACUCGCAUCGUGAGGUACAUGAAGCGGCUGGAGAACAAGGAUAUCUCGCUCGUGCAUUCUAUGAUUCCUUUGGGCUCCUGCACAAUGAAGCUCAACUCGACCACGGAGAUGAUGCCGUGUUCGUUCAAGCACUUCACGGACAUCCACCCGUUCGCGCCGCUGGAGCAGUGCGAGGGGUACCACAAGCUGUUCCAGGAGCUCGCCCACGACCUCUGCGCUAUUACCGGCUACGAUCGUGUGUCCUUCCAGCCUAACAGCGGAGCGCAAGGCGAGUACGCCGGCCUCCGCACCAUCAAACGAUACCACGAGUUCCGCGGCGACACGGGCCGCAACAUCUGCCUGAUCCCGGUGAGCGCGCACGGCACCAACCCCGCGUCCGCGCACAUGGCCGGCAUGCGCGUGUGCGCCAUCCGCGUCACGCCCUCCGGCGGGAUCGACAUGGCGCACUUGAAGGAUAUGGUAGAAGAGCACAGCAAGAACAUUUCCUGCCUCAUGCUGACGUACCCCAGCACAUACGGGGUGUUUGAAGAAGGAGCAGCGGAUGUCUGCGAGCUGGUGCACAAACACGGCGGUCAGGUGUACCUGGACGGGGCUAACAUGAACGCACAGGUCGGUCUGUGCAGGCCUGGAGACUACGGCAGUGACGUGUCGCAUUUGAACCUGCACAAGACAUUCUGCAUCCCCCACGGAGGUGGCGGCCCCGGCAUGGGUCCUAUUGGAGUGAAAGCCCACUUAGCCCCAUUCCUGCCAUCCCACCCGGUGGUGGACCCACUGGCGGACCUCGGCGAUGAAGCGCACAGCUUCGGCUCCGUCAGCGCCGCGCCCUUCGGAUCCUCGGCCAUCCUGCCCAUCUCCUGGGCUUAUAUUAAAAUGAUGGGCCCUAAAGGCCUGAGACGAGCGACGCAAGUGGCGAUCCUGAACGCGAAUUACAUGUCUAAGAAACUGGACGGUCAUUACAAGACUCUGUACAAGGGAGAACGAGGCCUGGUGGCGCACGAGUUCAUUAUUGACAUCCGAGACAUGAAGAAGACUGCCAACAUUGAGCCUGGUGACAUUGCUAAGAGACUCAUGGAUUAUGGAUUCCACGCACCCACGAUGUCGUGGCCCGUAGCCGGCACCCUUAUGAUUGAGCCCACAGAGUCAGAAGACCUUCAGGAGCUGGACCGUUUCUGCGAAGCGCUCAUCUCUAUCAGGAAGGAAAUCAAGGAAAUUGAGGACGGAACCAUGGACAAGAGAAUUAACCCACUGAAGAUGGCCCCUCACACCCAAGAAGUUGUGAUAUCUGAAGAAUGGAACAGGCCAUACAGCCGGGAGCAAGCUGCUUUCCCUGCGACAUUCGUCAAAGGAGAGACCAAGAUUUGGCCAACAGUUGGCCGAAUCGAUGACCAGUACGGAGACAAGCACCUCGUCUGCACAUGCCCACCUGUCCUCGACGACUUCUAAACGCAUUUACUAUUUUUAAGUUAAUUUAUAAUAAUAAUUAUUACCUAUUACGGAAAUUGAAACUUCAUUCCGUUGCUUUGUAAAACAAUAUUGUUUCGUAUCUAAUUUUAAGCUAAGCAAAGAGAUAAAAUAAACAAAUUUGCACUUGUAUAUUUUAUUAAUAUCGUCGUAGAAUAAAUAUUUAAUUCUAACAACA
Plutella xylostella (diamondback moth) is the source of this 3299-nucleotide messenger RNA. RefSeq names its product glycine dehydrogenase (decarboxylating), mitochondrial. NCBI's taxonomy places the organism in Eukaryota, Metazoa, Arthropoda, Insecta, Lepidoptera, Plutellidae. Gene Ontology annotation, molecular function: glycine binding; pyridoxal phosphate binding; glycine dehydrogenase (decarboxylating) activity. Gene Ontology annotation, cellular component: glycine cleavage complex; mitochondrion. Gene Ontology annotation, biological process: glycine decarboxylation via glycine cleavage system. The record is from RefSeq and is a predicted model, not a curated record.